CCGCGGCAUUCUGGGAAAUGCAGGCAGUAUGACGCCAGGCAAAGAACUCCAAAUUAGACAGUCGGCGUGUUUCAGGUCCGACAGCAUUCCUCAAUCCAUACUGCGAGUGUGUGUAGGGUUUAAUGACAUGUAACGUGAGCAGGAUAACCGACUUGCUUUCCUCUUGGACGGACACAAACCAGAGCAACAAUGGCCGGCGAAAAUGUGAGUGUGAUCUUCAAGCUGUACUGCCUGACGGUGAUGACUUUGGUGGCAGCCACAUACACAGUGGCACUGCGAUACACAAGGACCAUUUCAUCAGGAGAUAUGUACUUCUCCACAACUGCAGUGUGCAUCACCGAGGUCAUUAAAUUAAUACUGAGUCUGGGGAUGCUGGCGAAAGAAACAGGAAGCCCCACCAGACUGAGGAACUCCAUUGUGGAACAUGUGUUCUACAGCCCAAAAGAGUUGCUGAAGCUGAGCGUGCCCUCUGUAGUGUAUGCAAUUCAGAAUAACAUGGCCUUUCUUGCACUGAGUAACCUUGAUGCAGCAGUUUAUCAGGUGACCUAUCAGCUGAAGAUCCCAUGCACGGCCUUGUGUACAGUCCUCAUGUUGAACCGCUCUCUCAGCCAGUUGCAGUGGUUCUCGGUCUUCAUGCUCUGCGGGGGCGUUACACUCGUACAGUGGAAACCUGCAGAAGCAACGAAAGUCCAGGUUGAGCAAAACCCUUUUCUUGGCUUCAUGGCCAUUGCUAUUGCUGUCCUUUGCUCGGGAUUUGCAGGUGUAUACUUUGAGAAGGUGUUGAAGAGCUCUGACACGUCGCUGUGGGUGAGGAACAUACAGAUGUACCUGUCCGGCAUUUUGGUGACACUGAUUGGUGUCUACAUGACGGAUGGCGAAAAAGUCUUGGAAAAAGGCUUCUUUUUUGGCUAUACACUCUGGGUGUGCUUCGUAAUAUUCCUUGCCAGCGUGGGAGGUCUGUACACGUCGAUAGUGGUUAAAUACACAGACAACAUCAUGAAGGGCUUCUCUGCUGCAGCUGCCAUUGUUAUCUCAACUGUGGCAUCCGUCAUUCUGUUUGGACUACAGAUAACAAUCACAUUUGCCUCUGGUGCCCUCCUCGUGUGUGUUUCCAUCUACUUAUAUGGAAUUCCAAAGCAAGACACAUCUAAGCUGACCCUGCAAGACGCAGACAAGGAAUCCAAACAGAGACUGAUCACUGUGUGAGAGGCCUGACCUGCAGCAGAGACACUUCUAUAGCUGACGGACCAGGUGUGCUUCUGAGGGUAGAGGGAUCACUGUUUCUGGGGACAUAAAAAAAAAAGCUCUUGCACUGGAGAGAUUAAGGAGCCAAUUCAGUUAUUUUUCCAAAUGAACACUCAGUUGGGCUGACUCAGUGUUCAGUUCAUCACACAGAUGACAGUUUUUGUUCCACUUGAAUGUAGGUCUGCUCUUUUGGUCCAGCCUACUUCCACUCACAUAGGACUGGUGACAGUACUAUGGAUUUAAAGAUGAUUUAAAGAAAUAACUGUUUUUUUUAAAUUCCAGACGGAAGAAUCUUUUAGUUGAUAACAAUAAAUAGACAAUUUUUUAAACUGGCCCUUACAGUUAGCUGGGUUUUAAAGUUUGUAAAUAAUGUAAAGCAAUCACUGAAGUCUUGUCAUUAAUCUUCAGCCUCACUGGAGCGACUGGUAGUAACAGCACCUUGUUACUUUGAUGCCUUCAUAUAUCUGUUAUAGGAGGCAUAUAAAUAUCACAACUCCUUAUCAUGGAGUUUUUUUGCUCAAUUAGUAAUUAGUCUGUUUUAAACGGUGCAACGUGUAUUAUGUCUGUAUCACAUAGUGCUGAUUUUGAAUGUGGCCAAAUUACAGGAAAAUAUACUUGAAAGAAGAGUGACGACCGACUGCACGAGUGAUUAUGUUUAUAUUAUCUCUUCAGUGUCUUGUGUCUUUUGUAUCAGUGUCAGAUCCUGCACUGAAAGUCAUUUUAAAGCUUUUAUUAAAACUGAAAUGUAUUAAAAGCGA
Molecule: messenger RNA, 2003 nt
Organism: Lates calcarifer (barramundi perch)
Lineage: Eukaryota; Metazoa; Chordata; Actinopteri; Centropomidae
Product: CMP-sialic acid transporter
Exons: 8
Coding region: 190-1206 (338 amino acids)
Biological process (GO): pyrimidine nucleotide-sugar transmembrane transport
Cellular component (GO): Golgi membrane
Molecular function (GO): pyrimidine nucleotide-sugar transmembrane transporter activity
Source: RefSeq, a predicted model, not a curated record